CCAGGACAUUUCAUCACAGCUCUCACUGUCGCGCAUCAACACCGGCUUCUGAGAUCAACAUAUUGAUAACUUUCGUCACCAAGUGGCACGUAGCUCAGGGAGCGCAAUCUUAACUCACGCCAUAUCUAUCCGAUCGGACCUGCAAUAAUCUCAGCUCAUCUUCAGUUCCAGCAUCCACGGUCUACCCCCUGAACCUGCCCCGAUUAGACGAUAACUUCAAACCUCACCCCUCUCUUUCUCAAGUCGCAAUGGCAUGGGAUUCUAAGUCAACAACAGGCCGACGACGAGGCAACAGCGUUGCCUCCAAUACCUCACGCGGCCUUCGCCAAGGACCCAGACCGCCCACCCAGCCCAAGUCCGCUCACGUCGCCGAUCCUUUUCUCCACGACUUCCUCGGUCCAUCCUUCGACGCCGCAGCCUACCUCAACGCCAAACUGCCGCCUCUCCAGACUUCUGCGGGGUCUUCUUCUUCUUCUUCUUCAUCAUCGUUAUUAGCUUCGCAAUCUGCUGUUAACCAAGGCACCACAACCGCCGCAGCAGCCGUGCCACUAUCCGAAGUCUCGCUCCAGGCGCAAUCUGUGCUCUCACAGCUUAACGCGCACACCACCAGACUCACCAACACUCUCACCCAACUCACCGAUGACAUCCUCCGGAGUGGCAGCAGGCUAGCCUACGAGGUAGAGCUCCUGCGCGGCGAGACGCUUAGCUUGGCUGAGACUCUCACGGAGGGGUUGCAAGAGGACGUAGCCAAGUUCGUGCCUGGCGGAAUCUCCAUCCCGGAAGCACCCGCACCCGCACCUGCACCGGCAACCACUCCCGGUGGUAGCACAGAGGGGGGAGCUCAUCAACGACGUCUAUCAGUUGCCGUAGCAUCAUCACAACAACAACAACAUCAACGACCACCACAGCCGGAAACACCUGCAGAAGUGUCGGCAGCAACAGCCGAAAAGGAAGAACCCCAAGAACCCCCACACAUAACCCAGCUCCGUACCUUGACGCUUGUUCGCUCCCGACUCGACUCGGUAAUCCAAACCUUCGGUUUCGCCAUCGACUUCGUCUUCCCGCCCUCGGAAAUUUCAGCCGUCUCUUCUUUCCUAUCCGUAUCCGCGCCCGCACCUCCUGACUCUUUUGUCUCUGGCUUCGGCGGCGACCCCGACUCGGUAGCCAGUACCGAAGAAAAGGGGCAAAAGGUGUUGCAAGCGCUUCGGGACGAGAUUUCUUCCCUUUUAGAGAGUAAUCAGGAUAAGAACAACGACGAUAAUGAUCCCAUCAAGGGGAUCGAGGAAGCCGCGAAGCGGGUGAGUGAGUUGAAGGAGCUAGUGAAAGUAUGGAAGGGCACGGCGGAGGAGCGGGGGAGGUUGAAGUUUGUGGAGGGGUUGGCGAGAAUGGUGGAGGAGAGGCAUGCAGCUCUGGUGAAGGAUUUGGAGAGCGGUGGUGCUGCGAGGAAAGGGGGGAUGCGGAGGGUUGUUGGAGGAGAGGCGGAGCAGGCGUUAUCGCCAACAUCGUCACAGAUACAGACGGACAGUAAAGGGUUGAGUGGGUAUGGGCUGAUUAGUCAGUUGAAUAAGUUCAGGAAUGGGCUGUAAUAAGCCCCUUGGGAUGCCAAGGUUGAGGCGACAGUCAAGCAGGUCGCAGAACAGCACUUUGUGUGUAUAUCGUGUAGCUCUGUGUCAUGAGUAUUGUCAUGGUAGAGGACUUCUUAAUAUCAAAUACCGGGCACGAACCCCAGCCGAAGCCAUGCUAAA
Molecule: messenger RNA, 1745 nt
Organism: Neurospora hispaniola
Lineage: Eukaryota; Fungi; Ascomycota; Sordariomycetes; Sordariales; Sordariaceae
Exons: 2
Coding region: 249-1586 (445 amino acids)
Source: RefSeq, a predicted model, not a curated record